GUGCAGGGCUCCACCAUGGCAGAGCGCAGGGGAAACUGGGACAAGGGAGACGACCUGCCGGUUUAUCUCGCCCGCCCUGGCACUGCCGACCAAGUGCCCCGGCAGAAAUACGACGGCUUGUUUUGCAGCGUCGAGGGCGCAUUUGAGAGUAAAACCAUUGACUUUGACGCCCUGAGCGUUGGCCAAAGAGGCUCCCGCACCCCGAGGACAGCCAAACCAGAGCUCGGUAAGGAGGCGAGGAGCCCAGCCAGUGAUAAUAAAAGUCCCACAGCAAGUAGACAAGGAGGAAAAGACUCUUCUCUGGAUGAAAUAAAAACCAGCGGAGGUCAAGAAGCGUUUCAAAACCCGGGAGAUAAAAAGAGCGACAGGCUUCUGAUCAAAGGUGGGAGGAUUGUGAAUGAUGACCAGUCCUUCUAUGCUGAUAUCUACAUGGAGGAUGGCCUCAUUAAGCAGAUCGGCGACAACCUGAUCGUACCUGGUGGUGUGAAGACCAUCGAAGCCAAUGGGAAGAUGGUGAUCCCUGGUGGUAUUGACAUCCAUACCCACCUCCAGAUGCCAUACCGUGGAACCACAACCGUGGAUGACUUUGCUCAGGGAUCAAAGGCUGCUCUUGCCGGGGGCACAACCAUGAUUGUGGACCAUGUGAUCCCAGAGCCUGGUAACAGCCUGAUGGAGGCCUAUGACCACUGGAGGCAGUGGGCUGAUGAAAAGGCCUGCUGCGACUACUCCCUCCACGUGGACAUCACCCACUGGAACGACAGCGUAAAACAGGAGGUGGAUAACCUCAUCAAGGAGAAAGGUGUGAACUCGUUCCAGGUCUACAUGGCCUACAAGGACUACUACCAGAUGAGUAACAGUGAGCUCUAUGAGGUCUUUACCUUCUUGGCAGAGAGGGGAGGCAUCGCUCAGGUCCAUGCUGAAAAUGGCGAGAUCAUUGCUGAGGAGCAGGCCCGCAUGCUGCAGAUGGGUAUCACUGGACCAGAGGGCCACGUACUGAGUAGGCCAGAAGAGCUGGAGGCGGAGGCAGUGUUUCGUGCUGUGACCAUCGCCAGCCAAACCAACUGUCCUCUCUAUGUGACCCGGGUUAUGAGCAAGAGUGCUGCUGACAUCAUCUCGCAGGCCCGAAAAAAAGGAAAUGUUGUGUUUGGGGAGCCGAUCACAGCCAGCCUGGGGACUGAUGGGACACAUUACUGGAGCAAGAAUUGGGCCAAGGCUGCUUCUUUUGUAACAUCACCGCCUCUCAGCCCUGAUCCCACCACUCCAGACUAUCUGAACACGCUGCUCUCCAGUGGAGACCUGAGCGUGACGGGCAGUGCUCACUGUACCUUCAGUGUGGCCCAGAAGGCCAUCGGCAAGGAUGACUUCACUCAGAUCCCAGAAGGUGUCAAUGGAGUGGAGGAGAGGAUGUCUCUGAUCUGGGAUAAAGCUGUGACUACAGGUAAAAUGGAUGAGAACAUGUUUGUGGCCGUCACCAGCACCAACGCAGCAAAGAUCCUGAACCUGUACCCUCGUAAGGGUCGGAUCGCCGUGGGCUCUGAUGCUGACCUGGUCAUUUGGGACACAGAUUCCAUCCGCACCAUCACUGCCAAGACGCACAACUCGGCUGCUGAGUACAAUGUCUUUGAGGGCGUGGAGCUGCGUGGAGCCCCGCUGGUGGUGAUUUGCCAGGGGAAGAUUGUUCUGGAAGAUGGGAACUUGCAUGUCACCUCUGGCGUGGGCCGCUUCAUUCCCUGCUCACCCUUCCCUGACUAUGCCUACAAGCGUAUUAAAGCCAGGAAACAGCUGGCGGUCCUGAGGGCAGUGCCCAGGGGAAUGUACGACGGUCCUGUGUCUGAGUUCUCCAUGUCCCGUGGUGGCACCCCCUCGGCCUCGGCACGUACCUCUCCCACCAAACAGCCUGUCAGAAACCUGCACCAGUCUGGAUUUAGUCUAGCAGGUCCCCCCACCCCAGAUGACACCCCCACCAGGCCUGCUGGCCGGCGUAUUGUAGUGCCCCCUGGUGGCCGGUCCAACAUCACGUCCCUCAGUUAAAUGAAGACAAGGGGAUACAUCCACAAAACAGCCAGAGUGCAAGAUUGAGGGUGGGAGAGAAGGGAAUGGGAGGGAGGGGGGAGAAGAUGAAGAGGACCAUGAUUAGUUAAGUGAUUAAAAAGCAAAACACUGAAUCCUCAUGCCUUACCUGUCACAAUGCUACCUUGCUCAGAUGAGAACAGUAUCCCUUUUCCUAGGGAAUUUGGACCAGAGCAGAGUAUUGAAGUGGUUUGAAUUGCUAGUAAAGGAUAAAGUUACUACCAAAGCACGAUACACAUAACCCAUCUUAGCCUCAGUUUUUCUCAGUACAGAAUUCUUUACACAUACAGUGAAAACAUGUCCACUUAGUGCUUUGGUAACAGAAAAAACACCUGUAAAACUGCCACCAUAUUGAACCCAUAGAGGAAACAAACUGUUCCCAUAGGAAAACGGAUACCACUUUUCUCAGAAUGAUGCUAUGGUUCUUUCAUCUUAUUUGGCUUUCACUGUCAGCCCCUUUUCAGUAGCAUGCUUUCUCAAUAGUCAGCAAAACAUAGCAGUAGCUCCAACAUUAGCCAUGUAUUAUUAUGCAGUACCGUGGAUUAGCUUUAGGUGGCAUUAAACAUACAGUAGAUGUAAUGUAGCUUUGUGAAUGAUGUUGUUGCAGCCUGUUUGGGUUUACCUGACCAAGUAAGGUGUAGGUGUCUAUCAGAUCUUAGAGCAGGAGUAAUGUUGGACAUGGAGCUGCAUGGGCCACAUUAACAUGGGUGACGUGAUCCGUGAUCCUUUGGCUCCUCUCCUCUGAGGUGCUUGAUAAAUACCAUCCCCAUUGUUGUUAAAAAAGAAAUACACAUCUGCUUAAGAAAAGAUUUUUGUGAUGACAAAUGAAUAGAAAAAAAAAAAGAAAUAUUAGAAAGGAUUAUGCUGUUCUUUAUCCCCAAAAGGUUUAUGUCCAUUUUUUGCUGUCCAACAUGGCUAUAUAAAAAAAGAACCUUGUAAGAGUCUGUCCUUUGCAUUUGCUUCUGUAGCUUUUUGCCUGUUUCUGUCAUCCUGAAAUUAUCUUGAGAAGAGCAUGGUUGGGAAAAACUAAAAUCUGUUCACAAGAUGUACGAAUAAACUCCACUUGUGAAGAAGAGCUUUGCAGUUGAGGGGCAACUACAAAAAAAUAGAUGCAAUGAAAUGAAAUGAUAACAAAAACCUGCUUUCAGAUAACAGCACAUCACCUCUGGCUUUACUUUUUCAUUCCUGAGAAACUGGACUCUCAUUUUAGGACAUCCCCUUAUCAUCUAUAGCCCUCUAACACAGUCCUGAGUCCUGAUACUCAUCUAACAUCAGCCUGAAUGUUACUUUGGGUCCAAUUCAGUUUAACUAAGACACACUGACUCUGAUUGUGCUGGGGGAGUUCUUUUUAUGUCUCAGCUCUUUUCUGAUAAGGCAGAGGAUUGCAGUGCAGUAAUGGAAGGCUUUAUUUGGUCACUGUCUCAGUGUGGGGGAGGAAGGAAAGGAGGUCGUUUUUAUUUGGCAGUGGUGUGGCAGGCUCUGAGGCAGACAUUAGUGGUGGUUUGUUUAUUUAUGUUGGUUUGACAACCUUCUAUAUUGGGUUUAUGUUUUUUUUUAUUAUUGUAUCAAAACCCAGAGUUGGCAGGUCAAAAAUAAGGUGUGUUGUGGAGGUAUGAUUUGUUUCCUGAAUAAACAUGAGUUGUAACUGAUG
Molecule: messenger RNA, 3721 nt
Organism: Monopterus albus (swamp eel)
Lineage: Eukaryota; Metazoa; Chordata; Actinopteri; Synbranchiformes; Synbranchidae
Gene: dpysl3
Product: dihydropyrimidinase like 3
Exons: 14
Coding region: 16-2031 (671 amino acids)
Biological process (GO): actin crosslink formation
Cellular component (GO): cytosol; cytoplasm
Molecular function (GO): hydrolase activity, acting on carbon-nitrogen (but not peptide) bonds, in cyclic amides
Source: RefSeq, a predicted model, not a curated record